This is a messenger RNA of Monopterus albus (swamp eel), 4990 nucleotides long. It is a transcript of the gene abcb4, whose product is annotated as ATP-binding cassette, sub-family B (MDR/TAP), member 4. Bases 120 to 4001 code for a protein of 1293 amino acids. Gene Ontology annotation, biological process: oligopeptide export from mitochondrion. The transcript is spliced from 28 exons. Gene Ontology annotation, molecular function: ATP hydrolysis activity; ATP binding; ABC-type oligopeptide transporter activity. The record is from RefSeq and is a predicted model, not a curated record. NCBI's taxonomy places the organism in Eukaryota, Metazoa, Chordata, Actinopteri, Synbranchiformes, Synbranchidae. Gene Ontology annotation, cellular component: mitochondrial inner membrane.
GACUUUUUUACUGCAGCCCUAUGCGUCAAUACCCCCUCUGUCAACAGCGCACCGGCGGAGAGGGGUCUGGAGGAACAACGGCACAGGAACAGUUCUUGUUCCUGUGACAGGACCCAGGCAUGGAUGUGCGGGGAGAGGUGGACGGGAUGUCCACAGCCAAACACGAACAAAAUGGGGACUUAAGUGAAAGCAAGAAGAGUGACAAAAAUAAUAAAAAAGACAAGAAGAAAAAAGAUGUGCCCAAAGAGCCCAUGGUCGGCCCCCUUGCUGUGUUUAGGUUUGCAGACAGCAUGGACAUUCUGAUGCUCCUUAUUGGGACAGUGAUGGCCAUGGCCCAUGGGGUGGUGCUUCCUCUCAUGUGUAUCGUGUUUGGGGACAUGACAGACAGUUUUAUAAAGGACACCUCGAUACCCUCCUUCAACUUCAGCAACCCCAAUUUCACCUUCAUACCAAUGAACAGCACCCUAGAGGAGGACAUGACUGAUUAUGCCAUUAAAUAUUCUAUCAUGGGGGCCGUUGUGCUGGUGGCAGCCUACCUGGAGGUGUCCUUCUGGACCCUGGCAGCCGGGCGGCAGGUCAAGCGUAUCCGCAAGCUGUUUUUCCAUCGCAUCAUGCAGCAGAACAUUGGCUGGUUUGAUGUUAACGAGACAGGAGAGCUCAAUACACGUCUCACAGAUGAUGUCUAUAAAAUCCAAGAGGGUAUUGGUGACAAGACAGGGAUGCUGAUCCAGGCCUUGUCCUGCUUUGUCUCAUCUUUCAUCAUUGGUUUCACCAAAGGCUGGAAGCUCACUCUGGUCAUCCUGGCUGUGAGCCCCGCGCUGGGUGUUUCAGCUGCACUCUUCAGCAAAGUGCUGACGAGCUUCACUAGUAAAGAGCAGAGUGCGUACGCCAAAGCCGGAGCUGUGGCAGAAGAGGUGCUUUCUGCCAUCAGGACAGUGUUUGCCUUUAGUGGACAGAACAGAGAGAUCAGGAGAUAUCAAAAGAACUUAGAGGAUGCUAAGAACAUGGGAAUAAAGAAGGCAAUCUCUGCUAACAUCGCCAUGGGUUUCACCUUCCUGAUGAUCUACCUGUCCUACGCUGUGGCCUUUUGGUAUGGCAGCACACUCAUCCUGAGUGGGGAGUACACCAUUGGAUCUGUACUCACGGUGUUCUUCGUUGUGCUAAUUGGAGCGUUUACACUGGGACAGACCUCUCCUAACAUUCAGACAUUUGCAAGCGCCCGUGGAGCUGCACAUAAAGUGUACAGCAUCAUUGAUCAUACACCGAGCAUCGACAGCUAUUCGGAUGCCGGCUUCAAGCCUGACUUCAUCAAAGGAAACAUAGAGUUCAAGAACAUCCAUUUUAGCUACCCAUCGAGACCGGACGUCAAAAUAUUAAAUAACCUGUGCCUGAAUGUGAAGAGUGGACAGACCAUUGCCUUGGUGGGAAGCAGCGGCUGUGGUAAAAGCACCACAAUCCAGCUGCUGCAGAGGUUCUACGAUCCUCAGGAAGGAUCUGUAUCUAUUGAUGGUCACGACAUCCGUUCACUUAACAUCCGCUACCUGAGAGAGAUGAUUGGAGUAGUGAGUCAGGAGCCCAUCCUCUUUGCCACCACCAUCGCUGAGAACAUCAGAUAUGGGCGACCGGAUGUGACGCAGGAGGAGAUUGAACAAGCUGCCAAGGAGGCUAAUGCUUAUGACUUCAUUAUGAACCUUCCUGAUAAGUUCGAGACUCUGGUCGGAGACCGAGGUACUCAGAUGAGCGGAGGACAGAAGCAGAGGAUUGCAAUCGCUCGAGCUCUAGUACGCAAUCCUAAAAUCCUCCUGCUGGAUGAAGCCACAUCCGCUCUUGAUGCUGAAAGCGAGACCAUUGUGCAAACUGCGCUCGACAAGGUCCGGCUGGGUCGUACUACUAUAGUUGUGGCUCACCGCCUCUCAACCAUCCGAAAUGCUGAUGUCAUUGCUGGUUUCCAGAAUGGUGAAGUUGUAGAGCUGGGGACUCACAGCCAGCUGAUGGAGAAACAGGGUGUUUAUAAUACUCUGGUCACCAUGCAGACCUUUCAGAAAGUCGACGAGGGGGAGGAGGCGGAGUAUGAGCUGUCUACAGAUGAGAAGAGCCCAGUAAAGUCCUUGUCCGAGUCCUCUCUGUACAGUAGGAAAUCCAAAAAAGGCUCAUCGUUCACUCCCUCAGACAGAGAGAAAGAGGACAAAAAACAGUUAAAAUAUGACAAGGACAAGGGAGAAGAGGAUGAAAAUGUUCCCGUCGUGUCGUUCUUUAAAGUCAUGCGUCUCAACCUUCCUGAGUGGCCGUACAUUGUGGUGGGGACCAUCUGUGCCAUCAUCAACGGAAUAAUGCAGCCAGUGUUUGCUAUCAUCUUCUCCAAGAUCAUCACUGUGUUUACAGUGCAAGAUCAAGAGGUUGUCAGACAGAGAGCCACAGUGUUUUCCCUCAUGUUUGCUGCUAUUGGAGGUGUAUCCUUCAUCACCAUGUUUCUGCAGGGUUUCUGUUUUGGUAAAUCUGGAGAGCUUCUGACACUGAAACUGAGACUCUUGGCCUUUAAGUCCAUGAUGAGACAGGACCUUGGGUGGUUUGACGAACCCAAAAACAGUGUUGGAGCACUCACUACGAGACUGGCCACAGAUGCUGCCCAAGUACAAGGGGCUACAGGAGUACGUAUGGCCACACUGGCCCAGAACUUUGCCAACAUGGGCACCUCUGUGAUCAUCUCUUUUGUAUAUGGCUGGGAGCUGACCUUGCUCAUCCUGGCUGUGGUGCCCAUCAUGGCAGUGGCUGGAGCUGUGUCAAUAAAGCUGCUCACUGGACAUGCUGCUGAAGACAAGAAGGAGCUGGAGAAAGCUGGAAAGAUUGCUACCGAGGCCAUUGAGAAUAUCCGUACUGUCGCCUCUCUCAACAGAGAACCGAAAUUUGAGGCUUUGUAUCAGGAAAACCUUGAAGUGCCAUACAAGAACGCCAAGAAAAAGGCCCAUGUGUAUGGUAUUACCUUCUCCUUCUCCCAGGCUAUGAUCUACUUCGCUUAUGCAGGCUGUUUCCGGUUUGGGGCUUGGCUUAUUAAAGAAGGAAGGAUGGACGUUGAGGGGGUAUUCCUUGUUAUUUCGGCUGUUCUCUACGGUGCCAUGGCCGUGGGAGAGGCCAACUCCUUUGCUCCAAACUACGCUAAGGCCAAACUAUCAGCUUCCCACCUUAUGAUGCUGAUAAACAGAGAGCCCACCAUUGAUAACCUUUCACAGGAGGGAGAGUCACCGAACAAAUUUGAUGGUAACGUGUGCUUUGAGGAUGUCAAGUUUAACUACCCUUCGCGCCCUGAUGUGGCCAUCCUCCAAGGGCUGAACUUGAAGGUGAAGAAAGGAGAGACGCUGGCCUUGGUAGGGAGCAGUGGCUGUGGAAAGAGCACCACCAUCCAGCUGCUGGAGAGGUUCUAUGACCCCGCAGAAGGGAGAGUGGUUCUGGAUGAUAUAAAUGCAAAAUACCUGAAUAUCCACUGGUUGAGGUCUCAGAUAGGCAUCGUAUCCCAGGAGCCCGUGCUGUUUGACUGCACUUUAGCGGAGAACAUUGCCUAUGGAGACAACAGCCGCACUGUAACCAUGGAGGAGAUCAAAGCAGCUGCUAAAGCAGCCAACAUUCACAACUUCAUAGAAACCCUGCCACAGAAGUACGACACUCAGGCAGGUGAUAAGGGCACACAGCUGUCAGGUGGUCAGAAGCAGCGUGUAGCCAUAGCCCGAGCCAUCCUCCGCAACCCGAAGCUAUUGCUGUUGGAUGAGGCCACCUCUGCACUGGACACCGAGAGCGAGAAGGUGGUGCAGGAGGCACUGGACCAGGCCAGGAAGGGCAGGACAUGCAUCAUUGUGGCCCACCGCCUGUCCACCAUCCAAAACGCCGACCGAAUUGUCGUCUUUCAGGGAGGAGUGGUCAUCGAACAGGGGACACAUCAACAGCUGCUGGCCAAGAAGGGAGUCUACCACAUGCUGGUCACCACACAGUUGUCCCAUGGGAGUAAAUAAGGGGGCAGGGACACAAUACUACACUGACUAUACUUAAUCUUUACAUUUCUAGAGGGCUAGAUUAGACACUUGUGCCUUUUAUCAUCAACUCCCUGCUUCACAAUUUAUACUAAGCCUGAGCAGCUUCAGUGGAGCAAUUGGGGACUUAAUGUACUGACUGUGUCCUAGCCUGUUGGGAGAUGUGGCCUUCAGCCUUCUGACUGUAAUUCACUGGGUCAGAUAGUUCAGUUGUGCUGAGACUAACACAAUUCAGUUAAAAGAUCUAAUUUCUUUACUACAGUUCCUUAACUGUCACUUUUACCAGCCACAGAAACCAUUUUGGCCUGUGACAGUAGGAAAAGCACAGGUGUAAAUAAUCAAGUGUAUGAUCAGUGGAAUUCAUUUAGCUGCUUCUGUUUCAGGAUCCUGGUAUUGUGCAGGCUGGCUCACUGUCACAGCUUAUUGGGACACCUGAAUUUUAUUUGUAACACCUGUGCUUUUCCUGCUAUGACAAGCCAAAAUGUCUGCUGUGAAAAAGACCUUUUGUGUUACACCAUCGGGUUGUCUUUCUGCUUCUCCUAGUCAAGAUUGAUCUUAGCAAGCAAACCUUAACUGCUGUUGAUUUUUGGUGCCAUCUCCUGUUAAGUGCAAAAUAGUAAUGCUAAACGUACAGUGAUAAAAGCCAACAAAACACUGGGUUUAUUAUUUAUUAUUUAACAUAGUGCAUUCAGUAUGCCUCUGACACUGGGAUCACCAGGAAUAAGUUGCGUUCUACAGUGUAAUGUAUUUUUUUUUAUAAAUACCAUGAUUGUCAUGAUGAUUGUCAUAGUAGAGCAGAAGUGCCUGAUUAGUUUAACACAGGAAAAUACUGCAUGCCCAGGACUGGGCAGAAGUGAACUAUCGCCAUUUGCUGCAAUCACUAGAAAUCCUAUUUGGUUUCUUUAAAUGCACAGAAUUAACCUUUUUGGAGAAAAUGCUAAUAUGUAACUAUUAAAGUUUUAUACUCAAUU